AUGCCACGAUCCCACCACUCUCUCACAAGCACAUGUCCAACGCCCAAUAAUCCAGCCCAGCAAUCGCUCUCCGACACCACGACACGGCACACAUGGCGCGAGCGUCGCGCCUUCGAAUACUACUUCCGACACUUCAGCCUCGUCAUCGCAGGCUUCCCCCUGGACAACCGCUUCUGGCACGGCAUCGUGCUACAACUAUGUCGCUCCGAGCCUGCCGUCUGGGACGCUAUCAUCGCGGUCAGCGCUUUAUACGAGAGCCCGGAUCAUCCAGUCGAGGGCGUGGGCGCGGCCAUGGUGCGACCGGCCAUGACGAAGAGCGUGGCGAGACACCACCGCGAGCCGAUGGGCUGGUAUUUCCGAUCGAUGGCGGGGAUGAAGGAUCGGAUUGGGCGGAAUCGAGCCAGUGCAUUCCUGUGUCUGGUUACUUGUGUGCUGUAUCUAUGUUUGGAGAAUAUGCAGGGCCAUGCGGUGGAGGCGUUGCAGUUGUUUGAGCAGGGGGUGAGGUUGCUUGAGCUUGUGCUUGUAAAGGGGAACGGGGGGAUGUUAAGGAAAGGGUCUUAUGAGAGGACGGUGGUUGAGGAGGUGGUUGGGCCGAUUUUUGGUCGACUUGGGGUGAGUGCGCUGGUUUCGACGGGAUAUCCUUGUCCUGUGCAAGACUGGUGGGAUAGGAAGGAUGUCCUCUGUGUUCGCAGCAUGGAGGAGUUGCGAGAUACGAUGGUUUCGUUGAAUGCAGAGGCGAUUAUCCUCGCGAAGGCAGCCUAUGGAUACUUCCAUGCUGGCAUGGAGGAGAAGCCUGAGCACCUCCAGGCGCUCUUCGCUCAGCAACACGCCUUGGGUAUGAAACUACAAGGAUGGAGAACCGUGUUUACGACGCUGCAGGACAAACACCCACAAACCAAUCCUACUGAUACUACAGCCUCAGUCCUUCUAACCUUCCACAUCGCCGCAUCCAUCAUGGUCUCAACUUGCCUCUCUCAACGCCAGCUUCCGUUCGACAACCACAUAGACCAGUUCCGGGAUCUAAUUGAACAUGCUAGGACAGUACUACUGUCGCCUACAUCUCAUGUCCUACCGGGCAGUCGUCUCCCAUUUACAUUCGAAACAGGCCCGGGCCUCCCUUUAUACUACGCGGCAGUCAAAUGCCGGGACGCGAGUCUUCGACGAGAAGCACUUUCCCUGCUCAAGCAAGCAGCGCAAGUUCAGGCCUUCUUCAACUGUUCUUCCUGGAUUCGACUAGCCGAGAUGGCUAUUCAGUUAGAAGAGGGGGAUGUGAAAGGGUUACAGCUAAAGAUCCAAACACAGUCUUACACCGGCCCCAUCGACCCUGCCGUCGCUUUGAUACAUGAAAGCCACAAGUACCAGGAAUGGUUAGUCUUCGGCAAGCUAGAUCAUAAACAACCCGUUGUCCACGAAGUGGCAAGGAUAGCUGGUAUCAAUGCAGAGCGCUUUUUCAUGAUUCUGCAGGAGCCGGAGUCCCGACGCAUACCUGAAGAGCAACGCCUGAAUGAUAUUGGCGUCACGACAGCAUACCGGUUCCAGGGAGAUGCUCUCAACAAGUAUGGUGCGGGAAUAGAGCAUCUACUUCAGCACAAAACAUGCGAAGAAGUCUUCGUCCAGUUUACUCGCAGCAGGCUAGACCCUACCAGUGGGGAGUGGGAACAGGAUAGAUUUUUCCUGUCUGCGGACUAG
Molecule: messenger RNA, 1689 nt
Organism: Aspergillus affinis
Lineage: Eukaryota; Fungi; Ascomycota; Eurotiomycetes; Eurotiales; Aspergillaceae
Product: C6 finger domain protein
Exons: 1
Coding region: 1-1689 (562 amino acids)
Source: RefSeq, a predicted model, not a curated record